AUGGAUCGAGCCAGGUGAGAAGAGAGCUCGGGAGACUCCAUGGAGCUGUAGGGCGAGAUUACGAUGGCAUCGCCGCUGGUGGAGCUGGUAGAGGCAUCGCAGGCCGGAUUCGGGGGCUCGGAGGUGAUCGUCGGGGACGCUGCCGCUCACAAGGGCUAUGGCGGCGUCGGCGGUGGCGCCGCGAGGAAUGCCGGCGACCAGCUGUCCGGGAAGAGGAAGAGGAAUCGCAACUGGACGCACAGCGAGGUGCUGCUCCUGAUCGAGGGCAAGAAGAUGGAAUCGGAGGCGACGAUCGACACGAGCGGCGCGAGCUGCCUGUCGCGGGACAAGGUGAUGAUCAGCUCGGGCGAGAAGUGGAAGCGCGUGGUGGAUCACAUGAAGCGCAACGGGAUCGACGAUCGCGACGUCGCCCAGUGCAAGGGCAAGUGGGACAAUCUCCUCUCCGACUACAAGACGAUCAAGGGCGUGCUCAAGAAGAGCGGCAGGCCAAACUACUUCGCCAUGUCGAUCGAGGAGCGGCGCAAGGAGGAUCCAUCGCUGCCCUGCUACUUCGACAAGGAUCUCUUCGAUCGCCUCGACUCUUUCCUCUCGGGGCGGCUGGCCAUCGUGUCGCCGCCGCCGCCGGCGCAGGCGCUGGACCAUCUCAGCACCAGCGCGCAGUCGACGCGCGCGGGCAAGGGCGAUCACGAUCACCACCACGAGCUGGCGCCGGGGUCGAGCGGGAAGAAGAAGAGGCAGCAGUCGGCGAGCGACGUGGUGGCGGCGAUUGGGAAGCUGACGAGCACGUACAUGGCGGCGGUGGCGAGCAUGGAGGAGAAGCGCGAGGCGCGGCACAGGGAGGCGCUCCAGUUUGAGAGGGAGAGGCUCCAGAUCGAGUCGAGGGAUCGCAGGGAGCUGGCGGCGCAGCUCGCCAAUCUGGCCGUGGCGCUCAACCGGGUGGCAGACAAUCUCAAAGACAUUUGACAAGAAAUCUCCAUCUUCCAUGCUCCAUCCAAUGAUCUAAAAAAUUUGACCAUCUUUAAAACACAAGGGUUUAGGGCUUUUGGGUAACCUUAAAACUGUUUUGCAGUAUAUAUCAAUUUCGAAAACUUAAUUUA
This is a messenger RNA of Selaginella moellendorffii, 1097 nucleotides long. Its product is annotated as trihelix transcription factor ASR3. The record is from RefSeq and is a predicted model, not a curated record. Lineage: Eukaryota; Viridiplantae; Streptophyta; Lycopodiopsida; Selaginellales; Selaginellaceae. The transcript has a single exon. Bases 64 to 963 code for a protein of 299 amino acids.